AUGAAAACUGAGAAGAAUUUAAAUCAAAGAAAAAGGCUUGCGUAUGCUUUAAUAAGAGAAGAAAAACCUUCGGGUAAUUUAAAACAUUAUUUUCUGCACUUAUUUCCGUUAUCUAGUAUAAGUAACCCUCAUAUUGGUAUGUUUUAUUGUCAUAUUGGAUUUUUUUUACGACUUAGAAAGACAGAAUUCUCAUUUGAUUCUCUUUCUUCACGUUUAAGACCACAAAUCAAAUAUUCUUGAUUGAAUCUCCUCACAAAAAAUCAUAAUUUAUCAGUCAAUUUUUUUAACAACAAUAACUCAACAGCAGUUAAAUACUAA
Molecule: messenger RNA, 318 nt
Organism: Blepharisma stoltei
Lineage: Eukaryota; Ciliophora; Heterotrichea; Heterotrichida; Blepharismidae
Source: the annotation of a GenBank genome assembly